Molecule: messenger RNA, 2454 nt
Organism: Planococcus citri (citrus mealybug)
Lineage: Eukaryota; Metazoa; Arthropoda; Insecta; Hemiptera; Pseudococcidae
Exons: 3
Coding region: 553-1623 (356 amino acids)
Source: RefSeq, a predicted model, not a curated record
UGCAUCUGGGUGUAAUAAAAGUGCACCGCGGAAGAUGCACGAAGCUAACAAUGUUCAAUCAGGACUCAACGAACCCGCAUACUGGUGCUAGGUAGGAAUAUUUCAUGUGUGUGUUGAUCUCGAUAUCUACAUUCUACUCGUACUGUCAUUUGAUAAAAGGCAAUGGAUAUGGAUAAGUUGAGUCAUGUAAUGUAAGUUUACGUCUACCGAAGUACCUAGACCUACUUAUCAUCUAUCGAACGUUGGUGUUUUUUCAUUUUUAUUUUUGUUUUGCUGUGUUUUCGUAUUCAAAUUCGCCGUAUUUUUAAGUGCUUUGCAAGAUCGAGAAUUAUUUGAAAUCGAGUAAAUAACUCAUAUAUAUUAUGGUUCGAAUUCUUUUUGAUUAUUUUAUUUCGGGCAAUUUGAUGAAGCUUGCUGUUCAAUAUUAUGAGAAUCUCUGCUGAGCUCGAAUGUUCAAAAGCACCAUUUUCGAGGAGUUUUAAACGCCGAUUGUCCACUGUGGGGUGAUUAUUGUUCGCGGAGUUUGCAGAAUCGGAAUUCCACCGUUUUGACAUGGAAGAAUACCCCCUAAUGUUUAUGAAUACGCCGGCUUCGCUGCAAUAUCUCACGUCAGCCGAGAUGGCUUUAAUGGUAUGGCGAUGUAAAUACGCGAGUACGAGUCAUCUAUACGACACCCCUAGAUCAUUCUUGGGGGGAAAUCUGCGAAAAUUCGGCUGCAAAGAAGUACUCGUUGUUCCGAUUCCGCGUCGCAUCGAAGCGCUGAUUAACGACCACAUUCUAAGAAUUGGCGGCGAUCUGUAUUCUUGGAUCGAGUUUCAUGCUGAUGAUAGGAAAUUCUUGGAUGGAAGUUGUGCCGAAGAAUUUUGCCGAUAUUUUAAGCAUCUAGUCGUCGAUUUUACCGGUUCCAUUGGCUUUAAAGCGAGCGCCGAAAAUAUAUUGAAUUCGGGCGAAUUUAGCGACGACGUGCUGAAUUAUGAAAUCGCCUGUACGUUUUGUUUAGAAGACCAAGUCAAGCGGUUCUGGCCUUCGGUAGAAAAUGAUGCGAGAAUAAAAGACGUAAAGUUUGGCCACGAUACGUGCUACCUAUUGUAUUGGCAUGGAUGUAUGAAAUCAGGAAAUUCGAUCAACGAUGCCGAGUUGGCUAAAAUACUGAUUCUGCACACUGUCGGGAGCCAUGGCUACAACGGAACAGCGUUCGACUAUUUUUAUAAAAUGUUACCAGAUCACGAAAGAGAAUCCGUAUUUGAGUUUUUAAUCUCGGAAGCUGGUUACGUAUAUACAGCUCUUAUAUUUUACUCUUCAUCGUUUCAUAAAUUGGACCGAUUCCAAGCUGAAAGGCUAUUCAAACGUGCGGCUGGUUGGAUUUUUACGUUUUUAUUCGAGGAAGAAUAUUAUUUCCAGUUCGCGCUUCGAUUGUGGACUCGUAUGGGACAUUUAGUACUGGAAGAUGCCUCGAUAUCCCACCGAGUCAUUGAUGCUCUGUGGGAAGCGUUACAUGCAGGGUAUGAAUUCAAUUAUAUCCACGAUUUGAUGGUAGAAAUCUGGUCUGAUGCUUCGGACGAAUUGAAAAGUUACAUUUCGGAUGGUUAUCUGACCUACGGUUACGACUGUGGAUUUUCCUAGGUAAACGAGCACAAUGUGGCAUUUGUGUUGGCGUUGCUGAGUAGUUCGCGAAAGUUCUCCAAAGAAAAGGCGUGGGAAAGUGUUUGGCUUGAGGUGGCCUUACGGUCACAGGCUUUAUAUUUCGAACAAUUGAUGAAAUAUUGUUUAACCGAUGACGAUGCCGUCGAACUUUUCAAAGACCGGGUUGCGGAUUCCAAACGUCUUUUCAAAUCGUUGAUCCAAGCAGGAUCUUAUGCAGACUUGAAAGAUUAUCUGAUGUUUUGUUCGAAGGAUACGAAACUGCAGUUUCAACAGCUGGGUAUAAAUGUGCUCGCCUCGAAUCUGUACUUCAUUUUACAACACGAUGACGAUAAAUUCGCUAAAUUCGAAUGGUUCGUCGGCGAACUAUUCUCAAACGUGCGAGAAAACGUAGAUAAAUUCAAAGUCCAGAUUAUCUCGUCUGUUCAAUGUGUGCAGUUUUUGCUCACUGUGCGUCAAGCUGAUGAAGUAAGCUCGAACGAUUUUGGCAGAAUAAUUGACCGAUUUGUUAGCGAUGAACGAGAAUUGCAGCUAGUGAAACGUCAACUAUUUGAGUGUUGUCGCACUUGUUCUCUUGAUUUUAUUUACGAAACGGAUAAAUUCGACGCUAAUCAAUGGCCAAAGUUUCUCGAAUGGUGUACCUCCGAUCAUGAAAAAAUAACAGCCUUCAAACGCUCGUUAAAUGUGGACGUGAUUUUCGUCGCCCAUUUGAGGAAUUAUCUGCGUGAUGAGAGAUAUGGAAGAGUUUCAGAUUUUCCUGGCAAUUUUUUGAAAUGGUAUUUUGACAACGCAGAAGACGAGAAAAAUUUCAAA